AUGGAAGCAGCUUCUUCACUAAAAGAAUUAACAAACACGUUUGAAUAUGAGUCGUGUAAAGAUCUCAUAGAAACACUUCGGUCUCAUUUAUGUUAUGAAAAAGGAGGUAUUAAAUUUUCUAUUCCUCUAUUGGAUGAUAUUAUUGCAUCUUAUAAAAUCAAUGGACUAAAAUAUGGGGAUAUUUUAGAAUUUCAAGGUCCACAUGGCUCAGGAAAACGACAUUUACUUUAUUUUAUUGCAACAACUACUCUUCUUCCUAAAGUUCACAACUUUAAUGGAAAACAAGAACCUAUUGGUGGUAUUAAUGAAGGCAUUGUUCUUUUAGAUUGUAGUGGAAAAUGGAAAACAGACCGUUUAAAAGAAAUUAUGUCUGAAAAAGUGAAAAAGAUAUUUAAAGGAAUUCAAAAAGAUAAUGUACUUGACAAAAAUAAUGAAAAAAAAUGUAUAGAUAAAGAAGUAGACGAAAUAGUGGAGAAAAGUCUUUCUUCUUUAUAUAUUUUUCGGCCUCAAAAUUCAAUAUCUUUGAUAGCUACACUUCAAUAUUUGUCUCAGUAUUUUAAAUGGUUUGCAAACAAUUUAAGAAUUCGCUAUGUAUUUAUUGAUUCAAUAUCUGCAUUUUAUUGGCAAGAUCGAUAUUUAAAUAUUUCUGUUCAAGAAAGAAUGGACACUGUUUACAAACGUAUCACAAAAUUACUUAAAGAAUUCUGUUCUACAUGGUGUUCACUUGCUAUCUGCACUGCAUGGGUUUUAAAUAUGUCCAAAGAUUUUAAUCCUUAUAUAACUGACAUACGAAAUUUCACUAUUUCUGACGAUUCUUUACAAAUUUAUCAUCAUCAUCUUCCUCUUUCUUACACAUCUCAAGUAUCACAUCGAAUCUGCUUCCUUCGAAAAGCAGUUAAUCAACUUUCAUUUGAUUUAGAUUUAAAAAACCUCCUUAUUUAUUCAGAAUAUAGAAAUAAUAUUCUUCAAUUGGGUUUAUAUCACGCAGUAUUUCAACGUUUAUCAAAUAAAGAUUUAACGCUUUCAAAAAGAACAGGAUUUAUACUAAGUAUUAAAAAAAACUAUAUAGAAAUUCAAAAGAACCCAUAA
Pneumocystis jirovecii RU7 is the source of this 1089-nucleotide messenger RNA. RefSeq lists its product as uncharacterized. Gene Ontology annotation, molecular function: four-way junction DNA binding. Lineage: Eukaryota; Fungi; Ascomycota; Pneumocystomycetes; Pneumocystales; Pneumocystaceae. The record is from RefSeq and is a predicted model, not a curated record. Gene Ontology annotation, biological process: DNA strand invasion; double-strand break repair via homologous recombination. The coding region runs from base 1 to 1089 and encodes 362 amino acids. Gene Ontology annotation, cellular component: replication fork; centrosome; Rad51B-Rad51C-Rad51D-XRCC2 complex. The transcript has 2 exons.